Molecule: messenger RNA, 5118 nt
Organism: Knipowitschia caucasica
Lineage: Eukaryota; Metazoa; Chordata; Actinopteri; Gobiiformes; Gobiidae
Source: the annotation of a GenBank genome assembly
AUGGCCUCCUCUCUCCUCGCGCUCCUCCCGAUGCUGCUGGUGGCGUGUGUGGCCUUUAACCUGGACCCCCUGGUGUCUGUGGUGAAGAGGGGCAGCCCUGGGUCCCUCUUUGGUUUCUCUGUGGCUCUGCACCAGGACCUGACCACUGGAGACUACAGGUUUGAGUCCAGGCACAGGUCUUCACUGAGUAUCAAGUCCGACUCCGGCCUCAGUCUGCUCUACAGUCUGCUCUACGGUCUGCUCUACAGUCUCCUCUACAGUCUGCACUACAGUCUGCUCUACAGUCUCCUCUACAGUCUGCCCUACAGUCUCCUCUACAGUCUGCUCUACAGUUUGCUCUACAGUCUCCUCUACAGUCUGCUCUACAGUCUCCUCUACAGUCGUCUCUACAGUCUCCUCUACAGUCUACUCUACAGUCUGCUCUACAGUCUCCUCUACAGUCUGCUCUACAGUCUCCUCUACAGUCUACUCUACAGUCUGCUCUACAGUCUCCUCUACAGUCUGCGCUACAGUCUGUCUGCUCUACAGUCUCCUCUACAGUUUGCUCUACAGUCUCCUCUACAGUCUGCUCUACAGUCUCCUCUACAGUCUUCUCUACAGUCUCCUAUACAGUCUCCUAUACAGUCUCCUCUACAGUCUUCUCUACAGUCUCCUAUACAGUCUCCUCUACAGUCUGCUCUACAUCUCCUUUACAGUCUGCUCUACGGUCUGUCUGCUCUACAGUCUCCUCUACAGUCUGCUCUACAGUUUUCUCUACAGUCUGUCUGCUCUACAGUCUCCUCUACAGUCUGCUCUACAGUCUGCUCUACAGUCUCCUCUACAGUCUGCUCUACAGUCUCCUCUGCAGUCUGUCUGCUCUACAGUUUCCUCUACAGUCUGCUCUACAGUCUGCUCUACAGUGUCCUCUACAGUCUCCUCUACAGUCUGCUCUACAGUCCGCUCUAUAGUCUGCUCUACGGUCUGCUCUACAGUCUGCUCUACAGUCUGCUCUACGGUCUGCUCUACGGUCUGCUCUACAGUCUGCUCUACAGUCUGCUCUACAGUCUGCUCUACGGUCUGUCUCCUCUACAGUCUCCUUUACAGUCUGCUCUACAGUUUGCUCUACGUCUCCUCUACAGUCUGUUCUACAGUGUCCUCUACAGUCUGCUCUACAGUCUGCACUACAGUCUGUUCUAUAGUCUCCUCUACAAUCUCCUCUACAGUCUGUUCUACAGUCUGCUCUACAGUUUGCUCUACAGUCUUCUCUACAGUGUGCUCUACAGUCUGCUCUACAGUCCCCUCUACAGUUUCUUCUACAGUCUGCUCUACAGUCUGCUCUACAGUCUCCUCUAUAGUCUGCUCUACAGUCUGCCCUACGGUCUGCUCUACAGUCUGCUCUACAGUCUGCCCUACGGUCUGCUCUACAGUCUGCUCUACAGUCUCCUCUACAGUCUGCUCUACAGUCUCCUCUACAGUCUGCUCUACAGUCUCCUCUACAGUCUGCUCUACAGUCUCCUCUACAGUCUGCUCUACAGUCUCCUCUACAGUCUGCUCUACAGUCUCCUCUACAGUCUGCUCUACAGUCUCCUCUACAGUCUGCUCUACAGUCUGCUCUACAGUCCGCUCUAUAGUCUGCUCUACGGUCUGCUCUACAGUCUACCCUACAGUCUGCCCUACAGUCUGCUCUACAGUCUGCUCUACAGUCUGCUCUACAGUCUGCUCUACGUCUGCUCUACGGUCUGUCUCCUCUACAGUCUCCUCUACAGUCUGCUCUACAGUCUGCUCUACGUCUGUCUGCUCUACAGUCUCCUCUACAGUCUCCUCUACAGUCUGCUCUACAGUCUGCUCUACAGUCCCCUCUACAGUCUCCUCUACAGUCUGCUCUACAGUCUGCUCUACAGUCUCCUCUACAGUCGUCUCUACAGUCUGCUCUACAGUCUGCUCUACAGUCUCCUCUACAGUCUGCUCUACAGUCUGCUCUACAGUCUCCUCUACAGUCUGCUCUACAGUCUGCUCUACAGUCUGCUCUACAGUUUGCUCUACAGUCUCCUCUACAGUCUGCUCUAUGGUCUGCUCUACAGUCUGCUCUAUGGUCUGCUCUACAGUCUGCUCUACAGUCUCCUCUACAGUCUGCUCUACAGUCUCCUCUACAGUCUGCUCUACAGUCUCCUCUACAGUCUCCUCUACAGUCUGCUCUACAGUCUGCUCUACGGUCUGCUCUACAGUCUGCUCUACGGUCUGCUCUACAGUCUGCUCUACAGUCUGCUCUACAGUCCAGUGCAGUUGUUGGUGGGAGCCCCGACAGAGAGGGCGGAGCUUGGAGUCCCGGCCAAUCGCACUGGAGGCGUGUACCUCUGCCCGAUCAGCUCCGACCAAUCAGACUGCACCCGUGUGAGACUCAUCGACCCAGAGCAGCUGCAUUCUGAGGACCUGAUAGAAGACAUGUGGCUGGGUGUGACUGUGGCCAGCCAGGGUCCGCCUGGAGGACGGGUGCUGAUGUGUGGCCAUCGCUUUGCCAAACUCUACGGAGCGUACAGACUCCGGCACAUGACCGGUCACUACUACGUCCGAGGGAACGACCUGCGCUACAACGACUCAGACGCACACUGGCAGAACCCCGAGCAGGUCUGCAGUCACUUGGGCGACGUGAGCGGUGAGGCCAUGUGCUCUAUGGGGAUGUCGGCGGCCAUUUCUCAGACAGAGAUCAUUGUGGGCUCUCCGGGGAGCUUCGACUGGCAAGGGAACGUCCAUGUGCUGUGGAUGAACUCUGAGCUCAUGUUCCACACACAGAGGAACGCCUUCGCCAACACAGAGCAGAGGAACAUCUACAUUGGAUACUCUGUGGCCCUGGCCCCUCGGCUGCUCUCUCAACAACUGGACAGUAUCAUAACAGGCGCUCCCAAAGACAGUCGGCACGAUGCUCGCGGCUCCGUCUUCCUGGCGCUGAAGUCCGGGGCCGGUCUCCAGAUCCUGCAGCGCCUCCGAGGGGAACAGAUGGGCUCCUACUACGGCAACGCUUUGGCAGUGCUGGACCUCAACAACGAUGGAUGGAACGAUCUGCUGGUGGGCGCCCCCUUCUUCUUCCAGCGGCAGCAGGAAGUGGGCGGAGCCGUGUACAUGUACCUGAACAGUGGAGGCAGGUUUGACUCCAGGCCCACUCUGGUCCUCAGAGGCCCCUCGCUCUCAGCCUUUGGGAUGGCUCUGUGUGCCGCUGGAGACCUGGACCAGGAUGGAUUCCAGGACUUUGUGGUGGGCGCACCGUUCCAUGGCAGUGGCAGCGUGAUGAUAUUUAACAAUGGUCCUGAUGGUGUCCCCUCUCAGCCUUCUCAGGUGAUCCAUGGGAGCAGCAUCUCGCCGCACUUCAGGACCUUCGGCUUCUCUCUGGCCUCUGCUCAGGACGUGGACCACAACCAUCACCCAGACCUCCUGGUGGGGUCUCUGGACGACUCUGCGGUGCUGCUCCGUGGUCGUCCUGUUGUGGAGCUGAACCAGAGCCUCACUGUGAGCCCGGACAUGGUGGAUCCCAGCGACUGUGAAUCCUGCAUCCGAGUGACGGUCUGCUUCUCCUACUCUUUCGCGUCUGGAGGGGAGAGCGACAAAGACAACAUCACGAUGCAGUUCCGGCUUGGUGCUGAUGUGAGCAGCCUGAAGCCGCGUGUGCGUUUCUCCAGCAGUGGACGGAGCCAUGUGUGGUCCCAUCUGUCCAUGCCCCGGGACCACUGCACCACGCUGAGGGCGGGACUGCUGAUGCCGCUGAGAGAUCAAGUGCAGCCUCUGGUGUUUUCUCUGAACGCUUCCCUGGUUCACAAACUCCACAAGAAACGAAGCGGAAUGCAAGAUUUGAGGCGUUUUCCAGUGAGCAGCCGGCCACUUGCACCGGUCAGGCAUCAGAUUCAUAUUCAGAAGGCGUGUGGAAAUGACAACCGUUGCCAUAGCAACCUGCAGAUGACAGCGCAGUUCACCGAUGACAUGAAGAGGCCUCUCGACAUUGUGGCGGGCGGGCACCAGCGUCUGCUCCUGGACUCCAGUCUCAACCUGCUGAUGCUUUACGUCAAUGUCACCAACCAGCCGUCGCCCUGGAAACCCUCCAACCAAACUCACCACAGCUCGUCUCCGUGGCGACCUCUGGACAACGCCCUGUCGCCAUGGAGAGUAGCGGAGGACGCCCACAGUGUGUCGCUGACCGUGAGCAUCCCCCCCUCUCUGGUGUAUUCUGGAGUAAGGGCCAAGGGAGCUUCUCAGGCCGUGCGCUGCUCUGCGGAGGGAGCAGCUCUCCUCUGUGACCUGGGGAACCCUCUGAAGGCCAACCAGCAGGUGGAGGUGUGGAUCCGGUUGCAGCCGUCAGAGGCCAGUCUGAGGAGCAGGCAGAUCACCAGCCAGCUGCAGCUGUCCACGCUGAGUGAGCAGUGGGACCUGUUCCCUCUCACCGUCUCCAUGUUGGUGGAAGUGUCUCUCCAGGCCUCGCUCUCGCUGCUGAGUGCUCCAGGCCCCAUCUACUUCAGUGGUCAUGUGACCGGCGAGUCUGCCAUUCAGAAGACCUCGGAGAUCGGCUCUUUAGUCACAUUGCACUUCCAGGUUCACAGAAGUGGGCGGUCUCUGCACCAGCCUGGGGAUCUCAUGCUGGUGUUUGAUUGGCCACUGGAGUUGAUGAGUGGGAAGUGGCUGCUGUACCUGAGCCGGGUGGAGAUAACGGAGACAUCCACCCAACUGUGCUCCCCAUCCGCCGCACUCAACCCCCUCGGACUUACGGUUUCGGAUGAGGAGGAGGAGGAGAAGGAGGUGCUCAGGAAGAGGAGGGAGGUGCACCAGGAUUUGGAAAAAAUGAAGACAUCAGCUCCCAUCGUCCGUCCAUCGUCUCACAGAAAGAUGUCCCACACUCUGGCGUGUGGGACCGGGGCCCGCUGUGUCCCGGUGGAGUGUCCCCUCAGAGACAUAAACGACAGUGUGACCAUCAGUGUCAAAGCGCGCCUCUGGAAUUCCACUUUUCUAGAGGACUUUGUGGAGGCCAGCUCAGUGAGUGUCGUGGGAAGAGCCACUCUACAGCUACAGACGGAGCAGCCUGCAGUGAACAUGAGGCCCCAGAGCGUCCAGCAGGUAACAUCUGUGUGCUCCUAUGGUCCCACAUGGUCCCACACCUGA